AUCUUUAUUAUGCCUUACAGUCGAGAUAUUGACUGAAUGAUCAUUGAGAAAUUGAUACGACCUUGAGAAAAUCUCAGAUUAUGCAUUGUUUGUUUGUGAUAAAACUUUCUGUGAAAUCCACGGAGACGAUCCUUUGACAAUGUUUUCAUUUCAGUAAUGGAAAUAAACAAGUUUCGUGCUCUUUCGCGGCGAGCUCAGCAGCUACAUUACACAUCCUUGAAUGGACUUAAACGAAGAUGCAACAACGCACACGGUGCAGCUAAUUUUCACUCGUUGAAGAGAGCUACACAAACCCAAAUCCAGAAAUCGCAGACCAAACCUCUCCUUAAAUGUGGAGACUCGGAUAUAAAAGAGUGGAACGUUGCUAUAAGCAGCUACAUGCGUACUGGAAGAUGCAACGAAGCGCUUCGUGUCUUCAAACGCAUGCCUAGGUGGAGUUCCGUUUCUUAUAACGGUAUGAUUUCUGGUUAUUUGAGAAACGGUGAGUUUGAACUCGCCCGGAAGUUGUUCGAUGAAAUGCCUGAACGAGAUUUAGUUUCCUGGAAUGUGAUGAUUAAAGGGUAUGUACGGAACAGGAAUCUUGGGAAAGCGAGGGAAUUGUUUGAGAUAAUGCCUGAGAGAGAUGUUUGUUCGUGGAAUACCAUGUUGUCGGGUUACGCUCAGAAUGGUUGUGUUGAUGAUGCAAGGAGUGUUUUUGAUCGAAUGCCUGAGAAGAACGAUGUAUCGUGGAAUGCAUUGCUCUCUGCUUAUGUUCAGAAUAGUAAGAUGGAGGAGGCUUGUAUGUUGUUUAAGUCAAGAGAGAAUUGGGCGUUGGUUUCGUGGAACUGCUUGCUUGGUGGGUUUGUUAAGAAGAAAAAGAUUGUUGAGGCAAGGCAGUUUUUUGAUAGUAUGAAUGUGAGGGAUGUGGUCUCAUGGAAUACGAUCAUCACUGGUUAUGCACAGAGCGGGAAAAUCGAUGAGGCGCGGCAGCUAUUUGAUGAGUCUCCUGUUCAAGAUGUCUUUACAUGGACAGCAAUGGUGUCAGGAUAUAUACAAAACCGGAUGGUGGAAGAAGCGAGAGAAUUAUUCGACAAAAUGCCAGAGAGAAACGAAGUGUCAUGGAAUGCCAUGCUUGCAGGAUAUGUGCAGGGCGAGAGAAUGGAGAUGGCAAAGGAAUUGUUUGAUGUUAUGCCUUGUAGAAAUGUUAGUACAUGGAACACGAUGAUAACUGGAUAUGCUCAGUGUGGGAAAAUUUCUGAAGCUAAGAACCUUUUUGAUAAAAUGCCAAAGAGAGAUCCGGUCUCUUGGGCAGCUAUGAUUGCAGGGUAUUCGCAAAGCGGACACAGCUUUGAAGCUCUUCGUUUGUUUGUACAAAUGGAGAGGGAGGGAGGUAGAUUGAAUCGGUCUUCGUUUUCAUCUGCUCUAAGCACAUGUGCAGACGUUGUUGCUCUCGAGCUCGGGAAGCAAUUGCAUGGACGAUUAGUUAAAGGUGGGUAUGAGACUGGGUGCUUUGUUGGGAAUGCGCUUUUGUUGAUGUAUUGCAAAUGUGGAAGCAUAGAAGAAGCUAAUGACUUGUUUAAGGAGAUGGCUGGGAAGGACAUUGUCUCUUGGAACACAAUGAUUGCAGGUUACUCAAGGCACGGGUUCGGAGAAGUGGCUUUAAGGUUCUUCGAGUCGAUGAAGAGAGAAGGACUGAAGCCAGAUGAUGCUACCAUGGUUGCGGUAUUAUCUGCAUGCAGUCACACAGGACUUGUUGACAAAGGCAGGCAAUAUUUCUAUACGAUGACUCAAGACUAUGGCGUAAUGCCUAACUCACAGCACUAUGCUUGCAUGGUUGAUCUUCUUGGUCGAGCUGGGCUUCUAGAAGAUGCUCACAAUCUAAUGAAGAACAUGCCCUUUGAGCCAGACGCUGCAAUUUGGGGAACUUUACUUGGUGCAAGCAGAGUUCAUGGAAACACAGAGCUAGCCGAAACAGCUGCAGAUAAGAUAUUUGCAAUGGAGCCUGAAAAUUCCGGUAUGUAUGUUCUUCUCUCUAAUCUAUACGCUUCUUCGGGUCGAUGGGGAGAUGUUGGUAAACUACGAGUGAGAAUGCGGGAUAAAGGGGUGAAGAAAGUUCCAGGGUACAGUUGGAUUGAAAUUCAGAACAAGACUCAUACUUUCUCGGUUGGGGAUGAGUUUCAUCCUGAGAAAGACGAGAUCUUUGCAUUUUUGGAGGAGCUGGAUUUGAGAAUGAAGAAAGCAGGGUAUGUUUCAAAGACGAGUGUGGUUCUUCAUGAUGUGGAGGAAGAAGAGAAGGAGCGUAUGGUUCGGUACCAUAGCGAGAGACUGGCUGUAGCUUAUGGGAUAAUGCGUGUGUCUUCAGGGAGACCGAUCCGUGUGAUAAAGAAUCUGCGUGUAUGUGAGGAUUGUCACAACGCCAUCAAGUAUAUGGCCAGAAUCACAGGGAGACUGAUUAUCUUGAGGGAUAAUAACAGGUUUCACCAUUUUAAGGAUGGUUCAUGUUCUUGUGGAGACUACUGGUGAAUGAUGAUUCCAUUUCAUCUUUGAUUCAAUCUAACCAUUGACCAAUUAUACGUAAUCAACACACAUUGGAAGAAUUAAUUUGUUAACUUAAACAUGCCA
Molecule: messenger RNA, 2601 nt
Organism: Arabidopsis thaliana (thale cress)
Lineage: Eukaryota; Viridiplantae; Streptophyta; Magnoliopsida; Brassicales; Brassicaceae
Product: Tetratricopeptide repeat (TPR)-like superfamily protein
Exons: 1
Coding region: 157-2502 (781 amino acids)
Biological process (GO): plant gross anatomical part developmental process; system development; RNA modification
Molecular function (GO): RNA binding; zinc ion binding
Source: RefSeq, marked reviewed